AUGACCCCCCAGAUUCGGUUGGCCUAUCGGCCUCCAAAUGCAACUCCGUUGCCAUAUACUGCAUCCCCGCUCAAACUCCUGUGGGAAGAUCUUCGCCUUGUCAUCCGUUAUGCCUGGGCUCUGCCUCUUGUGUUCUUUCCCCUUCGGUUGGGCAAAACCGCUCGACUGGAUGAGCUGCAUCCAUCAACUCGAAACGGGAUAUCAAUUGGAACUCAGGGCUUCCUCGCUGUCUUUCAAGUGUUUUUUCUUCUUUCCAUCCCAUUCACCGUGAUUUUCAUGGUCCCUGCUCUAUGGAUUCUUCUAUACAUCACUGUUGCACUAACCUUGAACUACGUCAUCUGCAUAGUCGUGUUGAACGGCUACCGCAGGGUCUUUGUGUCACAAGUCCCGAUUGCGGAGCAGCCUGCUCAUACCCAUGAGCAUUGGUUCUUUAUCAAUGGCAUAGCUGGCAGCCACAGUUGGAUGCAAGACAAUUUGGACCAACUUUCUUAUACCUUUGGACGAAGAAUCACGGGUAUUCAUAAUCGCACGUCAGGCAUCAUAUUUGACCUAAUCGAAUGCUUGAUUCAGCGCUGUUUUACCUAUGCCACCGCAGACAUACGCCAAGCGUACCCACUCAUCAAGAAGGCAUUGCUAGAUCCUGACAGUGAAAAGGUAGUCUUGAUACUUCACAGCCAAGGAGGAAUCGAGGGUGGCUUGGUAAUCGAUUGGCUCUUGGAUGAACUUCCUCAGCCCAUUCUAGAACAUCUAGAGGUCUACACUUUCGCGAACGCGGCGAAUCACUUCAACAAUCCUCGCCUAACAUUUGGAACUAAGCAAAAUGGGACCGACUCUUCCCGCCUUCCUUCGCGAUAUCAGUAUUCCGUUGGUCACAUCGAGCACUAUGUGAACUCAGCUGACAUGGUUUCGCGGAUCGGUGUUCUGCAUUUCAUCACUAUUCCCAAUAGAUACAUGGGCCGCCUAUUUAUCCGUGCAGGCUCUGGUCAUCUUCUAAAUCAGCACUAUUUGGAUACUAUGUUCACCCUGGGACCUGAUCACAAAGUGCUGGAAAACAACCCGUUCAUGGAUUUAGAAGUUGAGACAAAGUCAGAUUGCACACCGCAUGAUAACUGCGAGGAUACCCUGCUCCCUAUUUCCGCCACAGGUCUCCUUCAGGAAAAUCCACCCCCGAAACUGCGCGUCAAAGACUACAGCCGUCUUUGGCAUUAUCGGAAUGGAGGCCUUCCAUCGGACAAGAUUGACUGA
Penicillium longicatenatum is the source of this 1245-nucleotide messenger RNA. RefSeq lists its product as uncharacterized. The record is from RefSeq and is a predicted model, not a curated record. Bases 1 to 1245 code for a protein of 414 amino acids. The transcript is spliced from 3 exons. Lineage: Eukaryota; Fungi; Ascomycota; Eurotiomycetes; Eurotiales; Aspergillaceae.